AAAGAUGUGUAUGCAAUGAUACAUGUAAAAACAUUUAUAAUACGUAUUACGUUAUGUGUCGCAUGAUAUUGUUUGUUGUAAUUCAUUCGAUUGUGUUUUUAAUAUGAAGAAUAGGUCGCCCUGGCGUUCAAAGUAAGAUAAAACCAAUAUUUUUCAAUUGAUGAAGGCAAAGGAUUCAAAUAUAUUAAAACAACUGACAUUGAGAGAUUUAAUUUAAAAAACAUCAUGUAAAGUGAAAUGUCGAUUUUAAAUAAUCAUGCACCUACUUAAUGCUCUGGAAAUACCAAUGAUGUAUGUUGUUCUUUUUAUUCAUGCACAACGCGAUAAGAAAUUCUUUCGAAAUGACUACACAUAUUUAGAAGAAACUGAUAGUUUUUACAAAGUACACAAAAUUCGUAAGACCUGGCAAGAUGCGAAAUCUGUGUGUGACAUGGAAGGAGCUACGUUCUUUUAUCCUCAAGACGAAAAAGAAGCUAAUGUUGUAUUAGAAUUUUGGAAAAAAACACAAAAUCUUAAUUACUUUUACAUUGGAGUUGCAGACCUGGUGGUUGAGGGUGUUUUUGUAACUACUGACGGUAUUGCUAUAGAUGACGUAUACAGCAAAUGGCGUGACGGUGAACCCAACAACGUCAAUGGUCAAGAACACUGCGUGAAUCUCAUGACUGAUGGCACUCUGAACGACAACAAAUGCGACGAGAAAUUAUCUUUUAUUUGCAAGAAGAAGCGUAGCAUGAUAAAGUGGAACCAGUUCUGUAAUAUUCCUGCCAUUGGUUACAAUUACAGUGAGACUGUUGGCAAUUGUUACAAACUCCAUUUAAUACCUCGCACUUGGACGGACGCGUUCAUUAUAUGUAAUGCAGAGCAUUCAUAUUUAGCAAUCGUAGACAGUAACGCUGAAGCAGAAUAUCUGAAACAGUUGUUUCUUAAUGCCCCCAAGAAUAACAUCGUAGGCGACUAUCUAAGAGACGAAGUUUUAUUGGGUUUUCAUAACAGAAAUGGAGACGGAUGGAAAACAGUCAAAGGAACUGCUUUGGAAAAUAGUGCUUACUCUAAAUGGGGCUACCAGCAACCUGACGGUGGUGACGACGAGGAGUGUGGGUCCAUGUUCAUGUUCUGUAACGCAACAUUGAAUGACGUCAGCUGCUCAAAAAAAGGGCUCUUCAUAUGCGAGCACGACGUACCUGACCAGCGUCGGUUAUUUAAAAAAAUAUUCUCGGGGAAGAAAUCGUCAAUUUUUAAUGUGUUUUCUUGAAGUUAUUCAAACGGGAUUAGUGAGUAUUGUUUUCACCAGCAACAUUACCUAAAGAACACAAAAGUACUGUUAAUAAAAAGUAUUUAUGACAAAGUAGGUAACAAGAAUACAAACCAUAAGACUUAUCAAUAUUUCUAUACAUUUUAAAUAAACUUUUUGUAAUCAUUGGC
Molecule: messenger RNA, 1422 nt
Organism: Chilo suppressalis (striped riceborer)
Lineage: Eukaryota; Metazoa; Arthropoda; Insecta; Lepidoptera; Crambidae
Source: the annotation of a GenBank genome assembly